Radiomyces spectabilis is the source of this 1076-nucleotide messenger RNA. RefSeq names its product HAD-like domain-containing protein. Gene Ontology annotation, molecular function: phosphoglycolate phosphatase activity; alkaline phosphatase activity. Bases 51 to 890 code for a protein of 279 amino acids. Lineage: Eukaryota; Fungi; Mucoromycota; Mucoromycetes; Mucorales; Radiomycetaceae. The record is from RefSeq and is a predicted model, not a curated record. The transcript has 9 exons.
GAAAAUUCACCCGCCUUGGCUUUUUUCUUCUUGCUUUUCCCACUGUCACCAUGCCAGAAAAGAUUACCACUGCUGAACAGCGUGCUCAGUUCCUUGACAAAUUCGACAACUUCCUCUUUGAUUGCGAUGGCGUCCUUUGGGUAGGCAAAGAGGUUGUACCGGGAAUCAACAGUGCCAUGGCCGAAAUUCGCAAACGAGGCAAAAGAGCCUUCUUUGUCACCAACAACAGCACGAAAUCUCGAGACUCUUUUGUGGAAAAGUUUGCAGGAUUCGGCAUUGACGCUAAAGUGGAGGAGUUCUUUACCUCGGCAUUCGCUACGGCCACCUAUUUGAAGAAUGUGGUGAAAUUUCCUGCAGACAAGAAAGUUUACAUUGUCGGCAUGUCAGGUAUCAAGGAAGAACUGGCGGCCGUAGGAAUUCGAAGCUUUGGUGCUGGUGAAGACAGCGGAUUAUUAGAUGACGAGCCUGUUCCAGAUGAUCCAGAGGUCGGCGCAGUGGUUUUCGGUCUGGAUACGCAGAUCAACUUCAAGAAAUAUCAGAAGGCGUUUGCUUACCUUUACCGUAAUCCUGAUUGCCAUUUCAUUCUGACCAACAGUGACACCACCUUCCCCAACCACGGCACCAUCAUGCCAGGUUGCGGUUCCAUGGUCAUGCCCUUGAUUACUGCCCUGAAUAGACAACCUGAUGUCAUUUUGGGUAAACCGGCUCAGAAUAUGAUGCAAGCUAUUUUUGCUCAGUAUGAUUUGGAUCCCAAGAGAACUUGCAUGAUUGGUGAUCGUUUGGACACGGAUAUUGAUUUUGGUCGCCAGGGAGGUCUUGAAACAUUGCGUCACAAGCGAAGAAGAGCUGUUAUCGCCCGAAAACAAGAUUCAGCCCACCUAUUACGUUAACAGUUUUGGCGAUUUCGCACAAUAGAAAGCAUUUUUAUUUCGUUUUUUUCCAUUCACUUGUAUAGAGAAGAUAAUAGACUUUCUUCCAUUUCCAUUGAGCUUUUACAGCCUCCAACCAACUUAAUCGAUGGAUAUAUUUAAGGAUGCCAGAUCGAAAAAAAGAAAAAAAAAACCCCCCAGGCAAUG